AUGGUGAUUGUGAUUUUGCUUGUUGCUAUUGAUGAUUUUGUGGUUAUUGAUGCUUUUGUUGUGGUUAUUGAUGCUUUUGUUGUGGUUAUUGAUGAUUUUGUUGUGGUUAUUGAUGCUUUUGUUGUGGUUAUUGAUGCUUUUGUUGUGGUUAUUGAUGAUUUUGUUGUGGUUAUUGAUGCUUUUGUUGUGGUUAUUGAUGCUUUUGUUGUGGUUAUUGAUGCUUUUGUUGUGGUUAUUGAUGAUUUUGUUGUGGUUAUUGAUGCUUUUGUUGUGGUUAUUGAUGAUUUUGUUGUGGUUAUUGAUGCUUUUGUUGUGGUUAUUGAUGCUUUUGUUGUGGUUAUUGAUGCUUUUGUUGUGGUUAUUGAUGAUUUUGUUGUGGUUAUUGAUGAUUUUGUUGUGGUUAUUGAUGAUUUUGUUGUGGUUAUUGAUGAUUUUGUUGUGAUUAUUGAUGAUUUUGUUGUGGUUAUUGAUGAUUUUGUUGUGUUAUUGAUGAUUUUGUUGUGUUAUUGA
Messenger RNA from Procambarus clarkii (red swamp crayfish), 510 nucleotides. NCBI's taxonomy places the organism in Eukaryota, Metazoa, Arthropoda, Malacostraca, Decapoda, Cambaridae. The record is from RefSeq and is a predicted model, not a curated record.